UUGAUGUAGAUUCGAGCAAAGUACAGACUCUCUGAUCCAAUCAGCGCUGCCGCUUGUGACGUCAGAAUCCAGAUAUCUGACCCGCAAACCAGGAAGUGCGGCUCAGUCUCCGAGUGUAACAGAGAUCGGCGCUGCUCUCUCGGGAUGUCGGGACUGGCCUUCGCAGCUCUCGUUCUUUGUCUCCACAUAACGGCGGGUGAGUCCCAGCAGUUUACUACUAUCGUUGAGCACAGCGAGAUAAAUGUCGCCGUUGGGGGUACGUCGCCAGCUAGUAGCCCCCAAACCUCAGCGACCGUCAAUCUACGUGCCACUGGUGAGUCCCAGCAGUUUACUACUAUCGUUGAGCACAGCGAGAUAAAUGUCGCCGUUGGGGGUACGUCGCCAGCUAGUAGCCCCCAAACCUCAGCGACCGUCAUUCUGCGUGUCACUGAUCCAGUGGCAGUGACCGGGGUUACCGUGGUGACCAAUGAUUCCGCUCCUCUGGAAAACCUCGAUACCAUCGCACUGAGUUGUGACGCGUCGGGCGCUGUUCAGACACGGACAUGGUUCAAGGAUGACCAACCCAUCCAGGAAAACGGCAGAAUAUUUACAUCUACCGACAAGGCGAAACUGACUAUAAUCGGUGUGAACAGAAACGACGCAGGGACGUACAAGUGUAUCGCCAGCAAUUCCAUCAGCAGUGGCACUGGAGAGACCUACGUGCAAGUCUACUAUGGAACAGAGAAGGUCAGAAUUGUACCGGAGCGUCCAGUUGUGUCCAAUAUUGUGUCAAACCUGACAUUAACUUGCUUUGCUCUGUCAGUCCCCUGGGGUAUAUAUGCAUGGUACAACGGGAACAAUCUCCUGCAGACAGGGCAGGAACUCACCCUUGUGUCAAUGAGCUCGGUUAACGUGGGGAGUUAUACAUGUCGCGUUACUAACGACGUAACCAAGAGGAGCAGUAACCUCACUGUCCAUGUUACCGCACAAGGAGCAAAAACAGAUGAAAGUUGUACCCUCACCUCUGGCGCGAUCGUGGGCAUUGUACUUGGCUUCAUUGGCGUGGGCCUGAUCGGCGGAGUCAGCGGAUGGUUGAUCGCGAGGAAAACGGGAGGGAUCAAAGAUCCACCGCAAUCCAAACUCGAUACGAGCAUCAAUUCCGGAAGAACAAGCCCCUUGGACACAGAGACCGUGAACGCAUCGCCAAACUACGAAAACUUCCCAAGGAAUGAACAGGACACAAGUAACAAUGCAGAAGAUGGAAACUCCACUUACACGGGACUGGUUCUGGGCGAUCGAUCUGUUUACAGUGAUCUGAAGAGAUGACGUCACUGGUGAAUAGAAGAGGACGGUUGGCCGGGAAUUCACACAUGAGACGGACAACCCUCGUGGAAGAAGCCACCGUUCAAAACGUCUCUCACUUUUGAUCUACAACCGUUAUCCAUGUCUCCGUCUUUUGUCUCUCCAGUGUCACAUUAUCGCUUUAAGAACUGUUUCUGCAUUAUCGCUUUAAGAAUUGUUCAAGCUGCCUCACAGCAGCCAACUUCCGUUUAAGUUAGUCGUUUGUUUACUUUUGGGUUUUUUU
Molecule: messenger RNA, 1564 nt
Organism: Hypanus sabinus (Atlantic stingray)
Lineage: Eukaryota; Metazoa; Chordata; Chondrichthyes; Myliobatiformes; Dasyatidae
Product: carcinoembryonic antigen-related cell adhesion molecule 5-like
Exons: 11
Coding region: 145-1305 (386 amino acids)
Source: RefSeq, a predicted model, not a curated record